AUGAAACGGUCAUCUGAUGCAUUUAAUAGAUCUAGAUGUGAGCUAGCUACAGGCGACAAAAAUCUACAUGCACAUCAAGAAAAUCAUGAUAAAUAUUAUAAUGAAAAUGUUACUCGUAAUCGACAUAAAAAUCGUCCAUACCAGUAUAAACCUUACGAGAAUUAUGUAUCACAUGUUUAUACUGGUCGAUAUAAUGAACAAAAUCAUUACGAAAAUUUGAAUCAAAUCCAGGUGAAGAAUAACACCGAUGAUGGAUCUCAUACGGUUUACAACAGCAAGAACAAUUUUAUCAAUGUACCGCAUAAAACAACAAUGGCUGGUCAAGAAAAAGAUAUUCGUUAUGCAAAAAUUGUUCAAGUCAAAUCCAUAGAUGAUAAUGAGAAGUAUUAUUCAUGUAAUGAAACAAUAGACUGCCUUGUCUUCAGAGAAUUAUCCAUGAAGGCAUCCACGAGUUGA
This is a messenger RNA of Rotaria sp. Silwood2, 456 nucleotides long. The record is from the annotation of a GenBank genome assembly. NCBI's taxonomy places the organism in Eukaryota, Metazoa, Rotifera, Eurotatoria, Philodinida, Philodinidae.